Suillus plorans is the source of this 1050-nucleotide messenger RNA. RefSeq names its product Pantoate-beta-alanine ligase. Lineage: Eukaryota; Fungi; Basidiomycota; Agaricomycetes; Boletales; Suillaceae. Gene Ontology annotation, molecular function: pantoate-beta-alanine ligase activity. The transcript has 3 exons. The coding region runs from base 1 to 1002 and encodes 333 amino acids. The record is from RefSeq and is a predicted model, not a curated record. Gene Ontology annotation, biological process: pantothenate biosynthetic process.
AUGUCAAUCUCCACCCUUCCGCCAUCACCCAUCCCUCUUCUAACGUCGGUCGCGUCAUACAGACAAUGGCGACAGAGAGUCUUCGAUGAGGGGAAAUCUGUGGGCAUCGUGCCGACCAUGGGAGCUCUUCACGACGGACGUCUGUCUCUUGUUCAGAGGUCACUGGCCGAAAAUGAGCUCACAGUUCUUUCCAUCUUCGUGAACCCAGCCCAGUUCGCCCCGCAUGAAGACCUCGCCACAUACCCUCGCACCUUACCAGGAGACCUGGAGCUCCUUACAGCACAGCAGGUUACUGUGGGCGAGACUGUGAGGAAAGCCUCUGCCAUAUUUCCACCCUCGGUCCAGGACAUGUAUCCAUCUGGUAUAAGCCAAGAUGUUUCAACACAAAAGGGAGCGUUCGUCAAGAUGAAGGGAUACGGACAUCAGAUGGAAGGCGCAAGCAGGCCGACAUUUUUCCGAGGCGUGGUGACAGUUGUAACCAAGCUAUUCAACGUGGUCCAGCGUACAAAUGCGUAUUUCGGUCAGAAAGAUAUUCAGCAAGCUUUACUUCUUCGGAGACUUUGCAAGGACCUGCUUUUCCCACACCCCGAAGCUGACCAUGUCCAUAUUGUCCCCACGACCCGUGACCCGAACGAUGGGCUUGCUUUAUCGUCCAGAAACGCAUAUCUCUCUGCAAAUGAGCGGAAAUUUGCACCUGCGAUUUACAAGGCCUUACAAUAUGCCAGGUCCGCGUGGUCGAACGGCGAAUCCAAGGACCGAUGUGUUUCAAAAGCUGUCUCUGUCAUCGACGAAGUAAAAGUACAGGCUGCUAUGGAUGGAAUGGAUAUGCGGCUGGAUUAUAUAGAGAUGAAUGAUUCGGAGACAUUCGACGUCUUGGACGUGUCUUCGAACCAUCAGUUAGCAGGAGAUAUACCUGUGAUUCUGAGCGGUGCGCUAUGGGUUGGGAAGACCAGGUCGAUUGACAGUAUCGUAGUUGGUGACCUCAAACGUAUAAUAAGAUAGCUCACAAAUAGAUGCGGGUGUGGCAAGAUUAUUAAUUGCUGAAGCGCA